UAUGUUGUUUACUGACAUUUAUUGAAGUAGAAAUGUCAGGGAAAAUAAGGAUAACAAGCAAGGUAAUCACAAGAAUAAUUUAACAUUCACAACUUGUACAGCAUGUCUCAUUGACACUCAUUUUUAAGAUAAGAUAAGACUUUAAUUAUUAAUUGUCCCAGAGGGCAAUUCUGUUGCAGCUCGAUUAAAAUUAAAAUUCAUACACAAUUGCAUGCACAAAACUAUUCAUGUCUCAUUCAUAUUUCAAUGCAUAAAAAUGUUUCCUUAUGACAUGUUAAUGAACAUUUGAUAUUUGAUUAAGAGUUGGAGAAGAAGCUAAAACAUGUAACCAUUGACAAAACCAUUAUAACUCUUUCUUUACGCUCUCAACACGAGUGGCUGUAGUUGCCCUGCUCGCUUGUUUACCCAGUAUACACAUAGGGCUGAAGCAUUGUUAUAAUUAUCUCCCUUACAUGACGAAGGACGUACGUUUGAACGGAAGUCUCGCCGAUAUUCUACACUACCUGUCCUUUUCGAUUGUACACGAUCGUAAAGAUUAUGCAUCUGAAACGUCGGAUAAGAACAGAAAGAACAUUCCAGAAGAUAUUCCUGCUUCAGAUGAAGUAUAAUUUGACCACAAAUGGUAAUAUCAUCCAAGAUAGACCUCCAGGAAGCUGAGUCUGAUGUUUUAAAUUCAGAAAGACAUGAACACACAAUGUUCUUGUCAAUAGAAAUUCACAGCUGUUUCAUUAAGAAGGUGCAAGAGCUGAGUACAUCCACCUCACCAUAUGUUUCCAAUCGUAAAAGACAGGUAGUGUUGGAAAUCGCCGAGACUUUCGUUCAAACGUACGUCCUUCGUCACGUAAGGGAGAUAGUUGUGUUCAUAAAUGCCUAAACUAUCUUAUGAAAUUUUUUCUUCUAAACCACGAGCUGUAUAUGCCUAAAAAAAAAUUACAACAAUGCUUCACACGGGGUAGUUUAACGCGGAAUAUGUACCAUCCAUCUCUCCCCGUACAAUCUUCAGUCGGACCUCGAUAAGUCGAACUCAAAGGGACCCGAAAAAGAAAGUCCACUUACGGAGUUUUCGAGUUAGGGAAAAUGGCGUAAUAGGUGCAGGUUAUUGCAUACAUUAGAAAGGAUUUUUUUCCCUGCAUGGUCUAGAACUGAACUGAAUGACUGCAACAGUGAUGUUAGUACCCUACCAGAUCAUCUUUGGAAGGGCUUGUCUGUGGAUGGGCCUAGAGAUUUUCAGAUUAAAACAUUUGUGGAGGAGGAUUAUUAUUAUUCCCUGGACAACAGCACAUAUGUUAUGCCUGGAAUCAGGUUCAUAUGGAAAGUGCCAGCAAGUGGAAUUAGUCGUAGUGGUACCAAGGGGUACUGGUUGCUGCUAAAGCAAGUUAAUAGUAACAAUGUUGUAUGCAGAGUCUUUGAUCUUUCAAGAUACAACUUGAGAAGUCCUAAUAUCUUUUUCUUGUUCACUCUGUUCCCACUUAACUACAGCUUGUCAACAUCAUUUGUCGUCCAAAUUAAUAGUCUACCACCACCAUCUGAAGCUGAGAUCAUCCAGGAUUCCAGUGGACAGCGUAGUGUGUCUAUUCCUGCAGCUCAAAAGAAAGAAGCAGUAUUAAAUCCAGACCAGUGGACCACUUGGAUAAACUUAGCGACGGAUCCCAAAAGAGGGUCUGUGAAAGUCAUCUUUGGAUUUGCGGAUAGGAGUUUUGGUUUUGAGGAAUAUAAAGUGCGUCUAAACACAGCUGAAUAUCUCACCACAGUGAAAGAGGCAUCUGUAUUCCAAGUGCACACAAAACUGCAAGGAGAAUAUAUAUUUGAAAAUAUUGAAAGUGGAAACUAUGUUGUUUCAGUAACACCUGAAGAAGUUUAUCCUGGUGACCACAAACAAUGUGUAUGCUAUUCUAUAGAAGUGUUUGGAAGGAACUGCAGACCUUGCACAAAAUCAGUAACAUCUGAGUUUGAAAUUAGAGGAAAGUCAACACCUUUGACAGGAAUGCCCACUAUAUCAUUUCCUUCUGAUGUAAAUCAAAGCUCUGCACCUGCAAAACAUCCAUCAACAACACUUCAUCCUCAAAAGGUCACAUCAAAAUCAUCAACUGCUAGCACUGAAAAGCUGAACAUGUCUGAACCAUAUCCAUCAGGACAACUGUUCACCAAGUCCACACCAAAACCAACAUUCAGCAGCAGCCUUGGCAUUUUCACGGGCACAGAACAAAGUGGACCUUCGAUAGCUGGUGCUGCAGUGGGUGGAGUGGCAUUGGUUGCACUUUUACUAUUUACUGGUUGCUGGUUUUGGAGGAAAAAGCAAACGGCGGUAAAGAAAAAUGAUUCCAAUAACAGCAGAUCUGUGGAUAGCGGACUUGAUCAUUCAUCGGUGUUUUUCCAAGAUGUUGAUGUCAUAGAACCUGAUCUAACACCGUCUUGUCCUGUCUCUAUACAACAAAAGAGAGUGCUGCUGUUGGCUGCUGAGGAUCAUGUCUACCACAUCCAGGCUGUCGAGAGGUUCGCCAACUUCUUGAGUGUCCACUGCAGGUGCAAUGUUAGCUUUGCACCUCAGUGUUUGUCGGAGAUACAGGAACAAAACAGCUAUUGCUGGCUUUCAUCAAUUAUUGAUCAUGCUGACUAUGUUCUUAUCAUCACCUCAAAGGCUGCACGCUGCCUCUAUCUAGCCUUCCAAAAGGGACUCUCAUACCGAAGAGACAUCUUUGGGCCUCAUGGAGACCUGUUCACUCCUGGUAUUCAGCACAUCUGUGGAAUGAUAGCACGCAACGUAUCUGUUCACAAAAUUCUGACAGUGCAAUUUGAAUACACAACAUCCAACUACCAUUUGCCAAUUGCAGCUUUACCAUCUUUUGUGUACCAGCUUCCAAGACACCUGUCAUCACUAUUGCAACAUAUACACAAAUUAAAUAAGCACAGUAUGGAGAUGUUAAAGGGUAGUCUGCCUUUGGAGUGCAGUCCCUUGGAUCUUCUUGAAGGCCGCCUUUGGAUGGAAGCAAUAGAGAAAGCAAAAUCAUUUGAGAAAAAUCAUAUUAACUGGUUUGAAGAGAGGUUUGACAAACCAGUGGAAAUAUCAAAAUCAAUUCAACAGGUUGAGGAUGACUCUGGUUAUAAUACCAACAGUUUUCACACCAGGUCUGUUCUUAGACCAGUGCAUCAUGUGUCUUCAGUCUCACUGUCAGAUAUAUGUGUGUGUGAGAUGGAAGACAAUACAGUUCAGAAUUUUUCAAUCACAAAAGAUGACUUCUUUGAGCCAUCUAUGUACAGUACCUUUACAGUUAUGCCAACUUCAAGCUGUUUGCAAGAAGAGAUUGAUGACACUGAGUCCUUUUUGAGCAAGCACAUGCACAAGUUUAAUCAGCAAUAUGAAGAGCAGCUGCAAAUAGAACAAAGUUUUCCCAUUGCACAUUCCUUAGACCAGGAAUCACCAAUUAUUCAUCAGCAACAUUUACAAGUUCCUUUCAGUGAGACUAUUCAGAAAAAUGCUCAGGGUUUCAGCGAAGUGUUAGUCAACCAUGAAAAUGUUAGUCCAGACAGUAUCACUGUUCUGUCAUCAGAGAGUGUGUGAACUGGUUUAUUUUAUCACUUCAAGCAAAUAUUAUAACUUGGUCAUGGUCAUUAUCAUUUUUGGUGAGCUAACAUAAACCUUUUUUGCAAACCAAAUACUAAUGUAUUAAAAAAAUAGAAAGUGUGAAAAAUAUUUGAGAUAUUUUAUUUUCUGAGGUAUUCAUUUUAGGAAAUUAAGCAUUGCAUUCACUGAAAGUUUUAUUUAAACAUCACAUUUUAAAGAUCACAUGCAUCCUACUUAUUUCACUGUUGGCUGUUUGUGCCUUAACCAAGUUUUAAGAAGAACAAUACGGAGCUAGCUACGUGUGUGUGUGUGUGUGAGAGAGAGACAGAUACUUAAAUGUUUUAAACUUUAUUCAUUCUUGCCUUAAGUUCUUGAAUGGAUUUUUUGAGUUUUGGGGUGAGGGAAAAAAUUAAUUACCACUAAGAUGUUUCAGAUUAUUUCAAAGUAAUCAAUUACACGAAGACAUUGAAAGUCUGCCAGAUAAAGUGAAAUUUAGGUCAUUUUAAUGCUGACUGAGCAUAAUUAAGAUCACUAUUAUCAGAUUUUGGGAUCAUCAAGUGUGCUGUUUUUGUUUUUGUCGUAAUAGGAUUCUCAGUGUAUGACAUAAACGUUGAUUUGUCGGUAAGAGGUAUUUUGUAUACCUUUUGUGUUUUAAGUGGCAUUAUAUUAUGUGGCUAUCAGUAUCAAGAGGUGUUGUGAACACCAUUAUAGUGGUUGUCAAAAGGGAUAGUGGACAGUAAGAGGUGUUUUACAGCUAAUGUAUACUGUAUUAUUUUCUAUGUCCUAUGGGCAUCAGGAGGCAAUCAGUUAUAUGCUGCUCUGAGGUUUUUAGCACAUUUUGGUCUUUUUCUUUUUAGUGCUUCCUUAUGUAUUAUAAUUCUUUCAAGCAGUUUUCAGUUUAGGUAUUUCCAAGCUUAUUUAUUUGGCAGUAUUAUUGUGAUAAUCGUAUUGUACAUGUUAUUCAUUAAGUUUAGUAUAAUUAUUGAACUUGUGUUUUAUAUAGAUAUUUGGAUAAUAGCAAAUAACAUUAACUAUAUAGUACUUGGAAAAUGUGGAAAUGCUCAAAAUGUGGAAAGCUCAGCCAAAAUGUCCUCAUUCUACCUUCAUGGGAAAUUCAAAGGAUGUGCAGAUCUUUGUGGUUUUUCAAAGCCUCUUCUACCUCUUCUUCAACUUUGGACAAGGUUCGUUUUUAGUGCUAAAUAAUAUUUUAAUGGUUAUUGCUGAUGCAUGUCAUGUUAAUGACUUAGACAAUAUGGUACAGUAAUUUACUAAAACUUUGUAAAAAGGUACCACAUGUAGAGAGAAAUUAUCCAAUGUAAAAAAAACAAAACAAACAUGAUCUGUUCUGAAAGAACUUUUAGACUUUCGGAUGCUCAGGAUGAAUUCUGCAAAUUUUCCUGUGACAUGCAUUGGCCUACAAACACACACACACACGAUUGAGUCAUGUAUAUUGCAACCUAAUAAACUAACCAUUAUCAAGACGCUGAUAAUAUACCAGCAUUUAAUAGAGUCUCAUUUUUAUCAGAUCUGAAAAUAGUACCAUGACAGAUUAUUUUACAACUAGGGUAGAAAUGCCCUCUUCAAUACUUUUUUUUUUAUAUCUGAUUCCUUUACGAAAAAUAUGUUGUAUUUUCUGCAUUCACUAGUGAAUGAAUAAUCGAAUGCAUGGAGAUGGACACAGGUUUUGAUAUAAAAAUCAUUGUCCACUUGAUGUUAGAUGAUUUAUAUACAUUCUAUGUGAAGAAACAAUACUGUAUAAAUAAACUUCAAUGAUCUUUCGAGAACCAG
This is a messenger RNA of Pomacea canaliculata, 5350 nucleotides long. RefSeq lists its product as uncharacterized. NCBI's taxonomy places the organism in Eukaryota, Metazoa, Mollusca, Gastropoda, Architaenioglossa, Ampullariidae. Gene Ontology annotation, molecular function: interleukin-17 receptor activity. Bases 1289 to 3559 code for a protein of 756 amino acids. The transcript has 13 exons. The record is from RefSeq and is a predicted model, not a curated record.